Messenger RNA from Cottoperca gobio, 8103 nucleotides. Its product is annotated as nuclear receptor coactivator 2-like. NCBI's taxonomy places the organism in Eukaryota, Metazoa, Chordata, Actinopteri, Perciformes, Bovichtidae. The record is from RefSeq and is a predicted model, not a curated record. The transcript has 23 exons. Bases 234 to 4832 code for a protein of 1532 amino acids. Gene Ontology annotation, cellular component: nucleus. Gene Ontology annotation, molecular function: protein dimerization activity; nuclear receptor binding. Gene Ontology annotation, biological process: positive regulation of transcription by RNA polymerase II; cellular response to hormone stimulus.
UGGAGAGGGAGGGGGUCUACUGGUAAAGAUAAACAGCCCAGGAGCCUCUGAGCUAGAGGAACAUGGCGGCUCCGGCCCUGGACGCCACUGCCGCUCCGUCCCGCUGACCGACACCGAGCGACACAUCCCGCACUCGCACGCACCCCAUGGCCGCUCAACUCUCAGAGAGGACUGAAUGAUGAUGAAUGUUUACCUGGGAUGCUUUGCAUAUGAGGUGCUGAUUUUUGCUGAAGAUGAGUAGUGGGGGGGGGAACACCCCGGAGCCCCCCACAGGGGGAGAGUCUCUGAAGAGGAAGGACUGUCAGUCAGACCUCGUGGGGCCCAGCCCUAAGAGGAGCACUGAGAGGAGGAACCGGGAGCAGGAGAACAAGUACAUCGAGGAGCUGGCCGAGCUGAUCUUCGCCAACAUCAACGACAUGGACGACCUCAACGUCAAGCCGGACAAAUGUGCUAUUCUCAAAGAGACGGUGAAGCAGAUCAGGCAGAUCAAGGAGCAGGAAAAAGCUCCAGAGGCCGAUGCUGAGGAGGUGCAGAAGGCCGACGUCUCCUCCACAGGACAGGGGGUCAUUGAUAAAGACGCCCUCGGGCCAAUGAUGCUGGAGGCUCUGGACGGCUUCUUCUUCGUGGUCAACAUGGAGGGAAACAUAGUGUUUGUCUCGGAGAACGUCAACCAGUAUUUGCACUACCAGCAGGAGGAGCUGAUGAACACCAGCGUCUACAGCGUGCUGCAUGUCGGAGAUCACGCCGAGUUUGUGAAGAACCUCCUGCCGAAGAGCCUGGUCAAUAACCGCAGCAGUGAUUCGUCUAACAGGAACAGUCACACGUUCAACUGCCGUAUGUUGGUCAACCCUCACGCCGACGGUGAAGCCCGGCCGGCGUCCGACCAGCAGGACGCGUCGCCGCAGAAGUACGAGACCAUGCAGUGUUUCGCCGUGUCUGAACCCAAGUCGAUCAAGGAAGAGGGGGAAGAUUUCCAAUCGUGUCUCAUCUGUGUGGCGAGAAGAGUCCCCGUCAAAGAGAGACCUGCGAUGCCCACGUACGAGAGCUUCACCACGCGGCAGGACCUUCAAGGUAAGAUCACAUCCCUGGACACCAGUCUGCUCCGUGCCUCCAUGAAGCCGGGCUGGGAGGAUCUGGUCCGGCGUUGCAUCCAGAGGUUCCACCUGCAGAACGACGGCGAGAUGUCCUUUGCUAAGAAACACCAGCAAGAUGUGUUGAGGAACGGCCAUGCGCUCAGCCCUCUGUACAGAUUCUCGCUGGCUGACGGCACCAUCGUCUCCGCUCACACUAAGAGCAAGCUGGCCCGAUCUCAAGCCACCAACGAGCCUCAGCUCUACAUGUCCUUGCACAUCCUGCAGAGGGAGAACAUGGGUGGAAUGGCUACAGACAUACCUGGCGGCCAGGCCAUAGCCAAGCCAAUGACCCCAACCAGUGUGGGCGGUCCCUCCCCGUCCCCUGAUGCCAGUGUCACCAGCAACACGCACCACUUCCCCUCGGACUCCGGUGCCCCUGGACGUGGUUUUGGGGCUGUAUCGGGUCGGGCGCCCACGCCUCAGGGAAGCAGCCCAGCACUGAAGCUGGGAAGCCCUUCAGCCCAGGGAAGCCCCGGCGUAACCUCAGGGGCCCAGGGUGUCAUGUUGUCUCCUCGUCAUCGCCAGAGCCCCAGCAUGGCGGCGAGUAGCAGCUGUAGUAGCCCUCUCCUUCAACACCCCCCUGGUUCUUUCUCUCCUGCAGCCGGACUCCACUCCCCAGCAUCCGUCUGCAGCAGCACAGGAAAUAGCCAAGGGUUCAACUCCCUUAGUGCACUGCAGGCCCUCAGCCAGGGCCGCAGGGUUUCCCAGGGACUCAUCGAGGGGCAGCAUCCAGAGUCACCUGACAGAAAGCCAAUUGGCCUGCAGAGCCCUCUUCACAACAGCAGCACUGGUAGCCAACAAGCCAAGAACAAUCCCAGCUUGGAGGCCGAUUUAUUGGGUACUUUUGGGGAGCAGCAAGACUUGUUGUCAUCCCCGAACCAGGAGAAAGAUGGCGACCCAGACGGCUUCGAAGGUAAUGAAAGUUUAGGCGAGGUUGGCGACGGCCCAAAUCGCCUUCUGAACACAAAAGGGCACACUAAGCUGCUCCAGCUCCUCACCACAAAAUUAGAGCCCUCUGAUCCAUGCUCGUCACCCCCCCUCGCCACCUCCACCUCGCUAAAGGACAAACACAAAAUCCUCCACCGGUUGCUGCAGAACAGCACCUCCCCGGUGGAGCUGGCCAAGCUGACUGCUGAGGCUACCGGAAAAGACCCCAUUGGUCCAGAGUCGGCUUCAGCGGACAACAUGGCCGCCCUAGGAGAACUCUGCCCAAAACAGGAGCCGGGGAGCCCCAAAAAGAAGGACAAUGCGUUGCUGCGCUAUCUGUUGGAUCGGGAUGAUAACGGCAUCCUGGAUAAAGCCAUCAAGAUGGAACCCAGUGACGAACCCCAGCUGUCCAACGUUAAGACGGAGAAACAGGAAGCGGGCUUCAACAUGGCGGAGCAGACCAGUGAGCUGGAGGACCUGCUAGAAGACCUGCAGAGCGGCGGCCAGCAGCAGCAGCAGCAGCUGUUCGCGGGACAGCCACCACCAAUCAGAAGACAAGUCUCUUCUUCGUCCUCCUCUUCCUCGUUGCCGCCUGGUUCCACUGUGGACAAACAGAGCAUCAUCAGCGACAUCCUGCAGAUGACAGACAGCAGCAGCCCCAACCAGCACAGAGCCUUCCCUCCCAUCAGCCCUGCAACAGACUUUAAUGGUGCCAGGCCGGGCCAACCGGGUCGAUGUGCUCCUCCAGUCAGGAGCACGUCUCUGGACAGCAGUAUGGGCCCCAACCCCAACACUGGCAGGCCGUACCCUCCACAGCACAGGAACACCGGUCCCUACUCCUUACUGCAGCAGCAACAGCAGCAAGGCAUGAUGGGAGCUCACGCAGGCCUGACCAACCAGGCUGCGAUGGCCAAUUCAGGCAUGCUGAGUAACGGGUCAAUGCGGGGACCCAUGCAGCAGGGCUGGGGUACUGCAGGGCCGAUGAUGGGCCAAGGGGUUGUACAAAGUCGGAUGGUCCCCAACCAUGCUGCACUGCCCGCAAGAGGCCAGCCUGGAUCCAGAGCCAUGGUCAACAUGCAGAUGAUGGGCGGCGAGAUGGAGAUGGCAGCCCCCGCCUACCCUCAGCAACAAGCUCCGCCCAAUCAGACUGUGCCGUGGCCAAACCGAAUGAUCGCUAUGGAUCACUAUGGAAACCAAAGCAGGCCACCGUACAGCGUCCCCCAGGAGGACGGGAUGCGGUGCUGCGGCACCGGGCCCGAGGGCCCGCCGGAUGAGAGGGCGCUGCUGAAUCAGCUCUGCUCCGUGUUGAAGGACUACGAAGGUCUGGAGGAGAUCGACAAGAUGCUGGGAAUCCCGACACUGGCUGGACAGGGUCACAUGUCAGAACAGGGCCAGUACCUCGGCUCCUCCGACCCAGCGGCCAACAUGAAGCCUCUCCUGUACAGUCAACACUACGGCGACCCGCCAAGUUAUGGCGGCAUGCCUCCUGACGGUGGGUUCCACGGCCCCUCUAUGAGCGGCCACAUGGGGCCACAGAGGAUGCUGCCCGCCGGUUACCCCCCGAUGAUGAGGAUGCCUGGGAGCGUGGGGCCCAGAGCGGUCGGGAUGAGGCCAGGGGGGCCCAACCCAGGAGUGCCUCAGCCCAACAAUCUGAGGCUGCAGCUGCAGCACCGACUCCAGGCCCAGCUGAACCGUCAGCCAAUGGUGAACCAGAUGGGUGGAGUGUCCAAUAUGAAUCUACCUCUAAGGUCUAAUGUACCAAACCAGGGAACCCUCAACGCCCAGAUGCUGGCCCAGCGUCAGCGCGAGUACCUCAGCAACCACCUACGCCAACGCCAACAGCAGCAGCAGCAGCAGCAGCAGCAGCAGCAACAACACGUGCACCAGCAGCGUGCCAUGAUGAUGCGGACUCAGGGCAUCAACAUGCCGCCUAACAUGCCCAGCGGGGGCGCAGCUCCAACGCCGAUGCCCACAGGUGGCACCAACCCACGGCUCCCGCAAGGCAACCCGCAGCAGUUCCCCUACCCGGCCUCCAGCUACGGUACCGGCCUGCCCUCUGCGCCUCCACCUCCUCCUCCUCAUCCCGGCUCCUCCAGCCCCUUCUCCUCCCCUCUCUCCCCCAGCCAUCAUCUGGCUAGCCAGAGCAUGAUGGGAAAUGUAGGCGGACAGUACAGCGGGGUAAUGAGUCCUCCGUCACAGCACAGUGCCUACCAGUUCAGCAGUUCAGGAUUGAGUCUGCAGCAGCAGCAGCAGCAGCAGCAGCAGCAGCAACAGCAGCAACCGCAGCAACAGCAGCAGCAGCAGCAGCAGCAGCAACGCCAGGAUCCCGUGUCAGGUUUUCCAUGCGGGGCUACGACCCCUCAGAGCCCCCUGCUGUCCCCCAGGAUGGGGCAGGGUCAAAGUCCCAUGCUGCAGCAGAACCAGGGCCAGCCCCAACCCCAGGGUCCAAACCAGAGAGUCCCAGGAUACCAGCAGAGCAGCGGAUGGCCCCAACCGGCCAACAUGUCCACCAGCAACAGUUGGCCUCCUUCCAGCGUGUACCCCCAACAGUCACAGUCACAGUACUCCACUCAACCCGGCGGAGGAAUGUACAACAGCACCAACAUGAACCUGGGAGUCAUGGCCAGCAAUGGAGGCAACAUGAGCCAGAUGUCUGGACAGAUGAGCUCCAUGAAUACAGAGCAGGUGGAGGACGGCAGCCUGAUCUUGGAGCAGCUGGCGGGAAUGGACAUGUUGACUCAAGAGGGUGAAGCCAAUUCUAAUUUCUGCUGACCCCGGUUGAGGUGGAGACAAGGUAACACAGGUGAAAAACACUGACUCCUGCUCAGCUCAGCUCAUUGAAAGCAUCAGAGGUUGAGGAUGGAGGCUCUGCUCGCUCGGUCACACCGACCACCUCCGAGGCAACACGGGGAGAAGACGAUGCUGUGCACGAGCGACGGCAUCCGUGUGACGCUCAACAGUUUGACACGAGAGAAGUGAGAGAGGUUAAUGAACCCUCCUGGAUUUUAUCUUUUAUGGUUCUAUUUUAGAGCCUGACUGAAAAACGUCGAAUGAGAAGGUUUAUGGAAAAAAUAUUUUACAGGUAUUUAUAGUUUUGAAGAAGUUUAGAUUAUUUGUAUGACGCAAAAAAAAAAAAAAAUCUUUCUCUAACAGAAUCUCUCAAAAUGGUACAUUUUGAUGUCGAUUUUAAAUUUUAAUAUAUUUCAACUGCUGUAGUUACAGGGGAGCUGUAUCCCUAUUUAAUGACUUUUUGAAUGAAGGUGAAUGUGUAUAGAUAGUGUACAUACUUAGAUUUUAAAACCCCUUUUCUUCUAUGUGGUGUUGCAAAACAGCAGUUUGGAGUUUUAGUCCAAACAUCAGAGCAGAAAUGUUUACUUGGUUAAAGAAGAUCUCAGUGGACGAAUCAAAGAACCACAAAGUGAAUUACUCAAAUUGUUCUUAUUUGUCCCAUACUGUUGUGAACAUUGUGAAACAUUAGCUGGGCAGCAUGCUAGGCUUUCCUAGCUUUCAGCUAGCUUAUGCUAGUUUGAAGCUAACUAGCUAGCCUAGCUAACCUAGCAUCAGUAAUGUAGCUUGACGCAUUCCAGCUAAGUAGCUAAAUGCUUUUUAAAUUUGGUAAUUCCCUCCAUUAAAUGUGAUAUCUUUGAUUCCCCUGACGUCCAAAACUUUAUUUUGUCCAACACUUUUAAUUUCCACAUUUCCAUCAUCAGCGACGUUCAGUUUCUUACUAAUGAUCUGUGGCUCCGCCCACUGAGAUUUAACCAAUGAAAUGAUUUUUGCCUCUAAAAGAAAUCUGUGUACUAAUGAAACUCUGCUCCUGGGAUUCUUUUUAAAAAGACACUUCCUGGUUGCGAUGAACUGGCCCGCAGGAGUUCACAGACAUUUAGCUGAAGCUCUCGGUCGCGCUGAAGGACAAUUCAAAAGUGUUGUUCUGGGUCUCAGAAGGACGUUAAAGGCAGAACGAGUAGUGUGUGGCUGCGUCUGUGUGUGCAGAGACCCUGCAGCUCUUUGUAUUUUCCUAUGUAACUGUGUUCGGGACGUUUCUGGGCGUCAACCUAUAGAAACGUAGCGACCAGGUGUCAGAGCGUAAGCAAGCAUCCCUACAAAAAUGGCCGACACAGUGGCGGAAAAAAGCAAAUACGUACAAGCGUACAAAAGUCAUUCCACAAGGGGUGAAUCUGCGGUUUGAGGAGGGGUGAACUCUGAACUUUGACCUUGCUUUUACUCAUUCUGCCUUUACGUUUUGCACCAAGGAUAAAGUCUGACCUCGGCCCAAUAAACAGCCGAAUUAAAGUUUUCUACUCGACAAAGACGAUCAGGUGACCCAGAACCUUUUACCAUCCAAAGUUUUGCAGACUGGACUAUUUGGGAAUAGUUACAUCAAAUGAAUUUGAAAGGUGCUCUCUCGGUUUAUAAGGUGCUGUCUCAUGUAAGCUUGUAAUUAAGAACAAAACUGACUCUAACUGGCAACUUCAGAUGGUCCACGAGUAUAUACUGUAACAUGAGAGGAAGUGAAAUGCAAACGGACUGCAAAACACUGAAAUCAAUUAUAAAUGUUUUGUUUUUGUUUUUUUCCAUCUUUUCUCAGUAAAUUAUAAUCCAGCGUGCAUAUUGUAAAAUCCCAAAGGUUUUACGAGAAAUCCUCGAAGAGUAAACGUAAGCCAUGGAAAUGUCCUGAAUGUGAAACUCAAUCAAGAGCGGAACUCAUGUACAGUAACUCCUAAUGUUUUAGAUGAAAGUGAAUUAUUUUAUCUUGAUUUUGACUGAUACAGUACACACACACACACACACACACACACACGCGUAUAUAUUAAAGAUUUGUAGAUGAAUAUUUUAUCAAUUGCAAAAUACUGUAAUUCAUGUGAGUACCUUAAGAUGCUAAAGACGAAGCAUAAUGCCUUAGAUCUGUGAUAAUGUGUCGGGUGUGUAACUGUAAGGUUUACUGGAGAUUUAAAUGUGUCACAAACUGCUGAGUGAUGUUUCACCACUUCAUACUUUAGGUGGAAUAAUGAGACAGCCAGGGAUUUUAUAUUCUCUCCCCAAGAACAACCUGUUUUAACCUUCGUAUCGACUCAUGGGAAUGACAUCAAUAAUGCGUUGGCAGUACGAUGUAGUGGAACUGUAAUGCAUCGGGAGCGUCUCCCUCACUAACACUGUUUUCUUUCUCUUAAGGGGCAUUAAGUAAUCGUUGACCUUUGCUGCAACAUCAGCUUAUCUUUAAAUGGCUUUGGAACACUUUGAGCUACGGUGGCCUGUGAGAGACAUUAAUAACAUAGUGACAGACUGUACUACUAAUACUAUUAAGCACCUAUUUGUGAUAUGAAAUGCUUACAAAGUUCAAUAUCGGACAAGAAUUGGAAAUACAAAAUCAAUGUGGAGAAGCAUUUCAUUGAAUGUUUCACCAAAAUAUUUCUUGGUUUUAAUUUAAGGAAGAGAAGCUAAAGGUUUAAGUUUGUCAAUAUGGUUUUACUCUCAUUUAAAGCUUCUUUGAGUAGAAUUUAUGUUAUGUGAUAAUAGCAGCUUUAAAAUACUCUUAUGGCACUAGUUAAAAAUAAAUAGAAAAUGCAACAAUAUAUUUAAAAAGAAUGACGCCGUCAAAGCAUUUGAGCUCAUUUCUCUGUCCCUGGGUCGGGGUGUGUGUCGUGCUUUUACCACCAGAUGGCGCUAACUUGUCACAUGUACAUGAAAUGUUUCACUGUAAUCAAACUGGGAAGGAAGUUAUUGUUUGUGCAGGUCAGAAGGUUUAGAGUACAAUGACUGUAAAAUGUUACUCCUGAGUUUCUUUGUGAUCAGCUGACGAGUGUUUCCAGGACACGGGUACAUUACGGCGAUCUGUCGGAGGUCAACACAUUGUUCAUUACUAAAUAUCUCAGCGGUAACAAAGUCCAGUACAAACACAUUAUUCAGAGUGUGAGUGUUUUAUUAUGCAAAAGUCCAGACGUUCACACCACUUUAUGCAAGCUGUCGACUCUAAUGUUGCUUUUGCCAAUGCUGCUCGUUAAUUUAUGAUUCAUGCCACUGUAAAUAAAUUAUUUUUAUUGAG